AUGUCCUCGUUCGAUGCGCUCAAUAGGUACGACUCGCCCAGGUCAACCAAGGCUGCCUAUGGGACGGCCCUCGAUCUGCCUAGCGACACGGAUAUGAACGUCAUUACGGUAGUCCCCGUCGCUCUAGAUGUGGAGGCGCAGAGGACAGUGGAGACAGGACAUCCUCUCACGAUUCGAAUGCCGGAGUGGUUACAGCCAUACGUCGCGGAGGGGUGCGGUAUCGCGGUCAUGAUCAUCAUCGGCCUCAUCACCAACAUUCAAUCGACCCUCACUGGAGAAAAAGACGACCCUGUUUCACCCAAUAACGUUGCGUACGCUUUGGGGUGGGGGGUGGGCCUCAUGGCGGGCCUGUUCAUCACGAUCGACGCUCUCUUCCGUGGUUUCCCAUGGCGCAGGUUAUUGGGCUACUGGCUCGCGCAGAUGAUCGGAUCUUUCCUUGGCGCUUGCAUCGUCCUGGGUCUAUACAACCAGUUACUGGACCAAUACGAGGGUCACGGAGUUCGUACAUGGCGUUCAGCGACACUUUUUAUCAUCCGUGCACCGGCAUGGGAGAGUGAUAUCGACGCAUUCUUCCAUGAGGUGAUAGGAUCCGGUCUGCUCCUACUAGGCGUCGCUGUCGUCACAGAUCCUGGCGCCGCUGCUGAUUGGCAAACGUGGGCAAAGGCACUGAUCAUGAAUUGGUUCUUUGUCGCCGUCAGUGGCUGCAUGGGCAUCCACCCGGGAUACGCCAUCAAUCCGGCGCGCGACCUCGGUGUUCGCCUAGCCUGUUUAGCGUUCGGGUAUUCGCGUGAACUCUUCACAGACCGCAAAUGGUACUGGACAUGGGGCUGUAUCAUCGGGCCCUUUGUAGGUGGCACCAUCUUCACCUUCCUGUACGACUGGGUUGUGAGGGGGCGCGUCGAGUUUACGAUUCCGGGCCUACGGCGCUUCCUCCACGGUAAGCGCAAGGCGGUCUAG
Cutaneotrichosporon cavernicola is the source of this 957-nucleotide messenger RNA. RefSeq lists its product as uncharacterized. Gene Ontology annotation, molecular function: glycerol channel activity; water channel activity. Gene Ontology annotation, biological process: glycerol transmembrane transport; water transport. NCBI's taxonomy places the organism in Eukaryota, Fungi, Basidiomycota, Tremellomycetes, Trichosporonales, Trichosporonaceae. Gene Ontology annotation, cellular component: plasma membrane. The coding region runs from base 1 to 957 and encodes 318 amino acids. The transcript has 5 exons. The record is from RefSeq and is a predicted model, not a curated record.